Molecule: messenger RNA, 1950 nt
Organism: Puma concolor (puma)
Lineage: Eukaryota; Metazoa; Chordata; Mammalia; Carnivora; Felidae
Gene: FAM161B
Product: FAM161 centrosomal protein B
Biological process (GO): cilium organization
Cellular component (GO): cilium
Source: RefSeq, a predicted model, not a curated record
AUGACCGUCGGGAGGCCUGCGGGAGCCUCCGGCGGCGCUCAGUGGAGCCGGCAGAGAUUUCCCCCCAAAUCCUCCCCAGACACAGAGACGGAAGAAGAGCUGUCUGGGGAUGGGCUGGUUUUGCCCAGGGCUGGCACACUCGAUGACUUCCUCAGCCCGGAGGAGGAGACGGUUUCUAAUUCUUCGGACUCCACUGGGAGCUUUUAUGAGACCCUACAGGUACUAAAGCCGAAAGGCAGGUGGUGCCUGUUGGAAUCCCUUUAUGAGAACAACCCAGACAGUGGCGAGGACUUCUCUGAAGACGAUGAGGACCUGGAGAGUUUCUUCCAAGACAAAGGCAGGGGGAAGCCCGAGGCCCAGUACCCUGUGUCUCCGAGGUGCAGCUCCCCAUGGUGCUGCAGCUCCCUGAGCAGCCUUCCCUCCGACACUCCCAAGGUUCAGCCCCAGCCACCUUCAGGCUCCAGGCCUCCCUCCCAGCACAGAAGCAUCAGCUCCUGGGCAUCAACCAUCACCGUCCCACGGCCGUUCCGCAUGACACUGCGUGAGGCCCGGAAGAAGGCGCAGUGGCUGGCCUCACCUGCUUCCUUUGAGCAGGAGAGGACGCAGGCCCAGAGGCAGGCCCAGGAGGAGGCCGAGUGCCAGCGGCAGUUCCGGGCACAGCCUGUGCCAGCACACAUCUACCUGCCCCUCUACCAGGAGAUCGUGGAGCGCAGUGAGGCCCGCAGGCAGGCAGGGAUCCAGAAGAGGAAGGAACGGCUCCUCUCUUCCCUGAAGCCCUUCAGCUUCCUCGUGAAGGAGGAGCAGAGAAAAGAAGCUGCUAAACAGAGGGAGUUGGCUGCCACAGCUAAGGCCAACGUCCCCAAGCAGAAUGCCACCAGAAGGAUCCCCAAGUCCAUUCUGGAGCCAGCCCUCGGGGACAAACUCCAAGAAGCGGAGCUCUUCAGGAAAAUUCGCAUCCAGAUGCGAGCCCUAGACAUGCUCCAGAUGGCCUCCUCCCCCAUCAUGUCCUCCAGCAGCCGGGCUGACCCCCAGCCUCGAACAGCUACCCGAACCCAGAAGGAAAAGCUUGGGUUUCUGCAGACUGACUUUGGAUUCCAGCCUCGUGUGAAUCCUGCCGUCCCUGACUACGAGGGCCUUUACAAGGCCUUCCAGAGAAGAGCUGCCAAGGGAAGGGACACCAGAGAGGUGACUCACAACAAGCCCUUCUUGCUGAGAACCGGCAGCCUGCGUCGCGCUCAGCGGCCCUGUGACACCACCACCUCUGGAGAGAGGAGGGACUCUCCACAGUCACCAGCCACACCCCUGCCAAGGAGUCGUUCUCUGAGUGGCCUUGCUUCUCUCUCUGCCAACACCCUCCCUGUGCACAUCACAGAUGCCACCAGGAGGAGGGAGUCUGCAGUCAGAAGUUCACUUGAAAAAAAGGACAAAACAGAUGAGAGUACUCAGUGGUUGGAGAUGCACAAAAAGAAGUGUCAAGCGAUGUCUAAAUCUGUGACCUUGCGUGCAAAAGCCAUGGAUCCUCAUAAAAGCCUGGAGGAAGUGUUCAAAGCAAAGCUGAAAGAGAAUCGGAACAAUGACCGUAAAAGGGCAAAAGAGUAUAAGAAAGAAUUGGAAGAAAUGAAGAAGAGAAUACAAACAAGGCCCUAUCUCUUUGAACAAGUUACCAAGGACCUUGCUAGGAAAGAAGCAGAACAACGGUAUCGAGACACCCUGAAGCAGGCUGGGCUGGAUGAAGACUUUGUGAGGAACAAGGGUGAGGGCACCAGGGCUGUACAAUGGAAGGAGCAGUCAGAAGUCCCUGAAUGUCCCAGCACCCAUGAAACUACAAAACUCGGCACCAGAAAUCCACAGCAGGAUUUAGAAGAAUCUCUACAACAGCCUACAAGCCCCAAAAAAGAACUGGAGGAGCUGUCUCAUGAAUUGCUAGAUAAUUUCAAAUCACUUGCUUAA